This is a messenger RNA of Theileria parva strain Muguga, 2923 nucleotides long. RefSeq names its product Histidyl-tRNA synthetase (gene hisS). The coding region runs from base 64 to 2895 and encodes 943 amino acids. The transcript is spliced from 5 exons. Gene Ontology annotation, molecular function: histidine-tRNA ligase activity; ATP binding. Gene Ontology annotation, biological process: histidyl-tRNA aminoacylation; mitochondrial translation. The record is from RefSeq and is a predicted model, not a curated record. Lineage: Eukaryota; Apicomplexa; Aconoidasida; Piroplasmida; Theileriidae. Gene Ontology annotation, cellular component: mitochondrion.
UUAUAACUUAAAUAUGUAUAAAAAAAUAUAUGAAGUAUAUUUAUAUUGUUUUAAGAGUUAAAUAUGACAUAUUUGACCUUGGAUUGCAACAAAUUGUUGUCAAUUGAUGAUUUGUGUUUGGUAGGUUUAUCAAAAGUUUACAUCUCAAUCGAGCCUGAACUGGCUAAAAAAAUCAACUUAAACUUGGAAGAAAUAAAUUCAACUCCAAAAUGUAAUAAUAGCACUGAUUUUGACCUUUCUUUUGUCGAUAGAGAAUAUUUAAAAUCAAGAAUGAUUUGUUGUAACAUACUUCAGCAAGCACUUAGAUGGAAGCCAAAGCCUAAUUCACUGUUUAUAACCAAAUUGGUUAAAGCUCUAAACACAAACUCUAACUUUAAGAGAUUCCCUUCUGAUAAAACUCUUUAUAAUGGAGAUUUAUCCUACACCCAAUCUCCAGGAAUACCUAGAAUGUUAUCUACAGUUACAUCGCCAAAGUCUGACUUAAAUAACCCAUCAGAAAUAUUGCAAAAGGAGGUUGGAUUAUCGUCUGAUGAACUUAACUCUCUAGUUAACUCACAAACUGAAUUUUUAUCCAACGUCUCAGUCUUGGGUUCACUUCUGAAAACAAUGUCAAAUUUGAGUGAUUUGAAUAUGGGAUUACUGUGCGAAUCAAUCUCAGUGCCAUAUGAUUUUCUACUCCUUCCCGAACUCCAGAAGAUUCCUAACGUUAUGGAGACUGUGAGGAAUAUACUCUGGCUAACUGAAGACAGUAAACUCAUUCCAAAAAAGGGUGGAGAUAAGAAUUUAAAAUCACUAAUUUCAACUCAAUUGGUACAUACCUCUGAGCUGAGAUCUCUAUCUCAAUCAAUUCUUAAGGAAGUAUCCAAAAUGUUUUCAUCACUCUGCUCAAAUCUAGUACAACCAGAAUUGCAAAAUGUAGUUGAUAAAGCAUGGAGCGCCUCAUUAGAUUCACAGCUUAACGCUUUGUUAUAUUCUUUAAAAAAUGUUGUUGUUCUCUAUAACGAAAUACUCCCUCUUGUGUUCUCUAAAUACUCAGAAUCAUACAAUAAUGGAGUGGAAAAUUGCGUUGACGGGCUUAGUGUUGAAAGUUUAGAAAAGUCCUUGAAUAAGUAUAAUGAAUUGUUUUCAAGUUUUAAAGAAAAGUGGAAUAACUUACCAAAACCAACACUUACAUCGCUAGAAUACCUGGCUGAUUUGUACAAUGAUUACUCUAGUCUUAGUUUGUGCGUUUCAGUAAAUAUGCUUAAUUUGAAGGAGCUUAAUGACCAGAAAGCAUAUGAAAAGAAGGCUAAAUCGAGUAAACAGGUGCAAAAGUCAGUUUUAGGUCAUGGAAACGAAUUAUACAAAGAUUUUUUGGAUAAGGAAGUGUGUAAAGGAGUUAAGUACUGUGACUCAGGAGUGUGGGAUACACUAUCACGUACACUUAGUGGAAGCAGUCUUCUUAGCCUUUGUAAUAAAUUUGAAGCUCUUUUGGUACCUCAGAACCAGAAAACUAGGCUCCCAAAGUUGCCAAAGGGAACGAUGGACUUUUGCCCAAACGAGGUACUCACAAGGAGAGUAGUAAUCAGUUCAAUAAAGGACAUUUUCAGACAACACGGAGCGGUUGAAAUAGAAACGCCAGUUUUCGAGUUAAAGGAGACUUUGUUAGGAAAGUACGGAGAGGACCAGAAGUUAAUUUUUGAUUUAAAAGAUCAAGGAGGUGAACAACUAUCACUCAGAUACGAUUUAACAGUGCCAUUUGCAAGAUUUGUGGCAAUGAAUAAGAUGGAAAAGAUUAAGCGUUUUCAUAUAGGGAAGGUUUACAGAAGAGAUGAGCCACAACUUGCAAGAGGAAGGUAUAGGGAAUUUUACCAGUGUGACUUGGACUGCGCGGGUGAAUACCCCAAAAUGGUCCCAGACGCUGAGAUUAUUUUCAUCCUAGUUAGGGUGCUUAGACUUCUUAAGGGUGGCUCCUUUGCCGUUAGAGUGAACCACAGAGCAAUUCUUGAUGCUGUGCUUUUGCACUGCGGAGUUGAAGUUUCAAUGCACAGAACUAUUUGUAGCUCUAUUGAUAAACUGGACAAACUGCCCUGGGAUAAAGUUAAGCUUGAAAUGACAAGUGAAAAGGGACUACCAGAAUACAUUGCAGAUAAGAUUAAAGAGUUUAUUGAGAUUAACGGGACGUUCACCGAAGUUUUAGAAAAACUGAGGGAUAAAAAUGUCACAACACUCACAAAGGAUAGCUCAGUUACUAGUGUUAAGGACAAAUCAGAUGGUAAUGUUUUGGAUGAAAUGGCUUUGUUGUGGUCCUAUUUAGAAGCGUUUGGAGUUAAAGAAAGUGAGGUGAUGUUUGACAUGAGCCUUGCAAGAGGAUUAGAUUACUACACAGGAGUUAUAUUUGAAGCCUUUUUAAAAGACGAAGAGGUUGGAUCGGUAGGAGCAGGAGGGAGAUAUGAUGGACUUAUUGGAAUGUUUUCUGGCAAAAACGUGCCUGCGGUAGGAAUGUCAGUAGGAAUUGAAAGACUAUUUAGAACAAUGCCAAAGCAGAACUCUGGUGACUUGACAGACGUUUUUGUGUGCUCUGUAGGUUCCCCUCAAAUGUUUUUUGAAAGGAUGAAACUGGUCGGAAUGUUGUGGAGCCAUGGGAUCAGAGCUGAAUUUCUAUAUAAUAUAAAUGCAAAUCUACGUAAACAGCUGGAUGCCGCUACAGAUAAAGGAGUAUCAUUGAUGGUGUUGGUUGGAGAUUCUGAGCUAGAAACUGACACUGUGAAGAUUAAGAGGUUAAGUUAUAAUGAGGAAGAAAGAUUAGAAGAUUUAACAGUUAAAAGAUCCGAGUUGGUAAACACACUCAAAUCUCUCCUUUCAGAUAAUACCAAAUACGACAAAUUAGUAAAAACACUGUUUAAUCCCAAAUAAUUUGUAAAUUUUAAUUUAAUUCGUGAAA